CGUAAGGCCCAGGGUAAAACAAAGGGCCCGUCGACGAACGAAGCCUUCUUCGGCAACAAGAAAUCCCCCGCUUUUUAGUAUCAGAGCUGUGCUUUUCUCCGGCAUUCCUUGAGAACUCCCAUUUCAGAACCUCUUCUUCGAUUCUUCACUUACUCUUUGCAAGACGCCAUGGGAGACAGCCAGUAUUCUUUUUCUCUCACCACUUUCAGUCCUUCGGGCAAGCUUGUGCAGAUCGAGCACGCCUUGACUGCGGUUGGAUCUGGUCAGACAUCUCUCGGUAUCAAAGCUGCCAAUGGUGUAGUCAUUGCGACUGAGAAGAAACUACCUUCUAUCUUGGUUGAUGAAACAUCUGUUCAAAAGAUACAAUCUCUUACACCAAAUAUUGGAGUUGUUUACAGUGGCAUGGGUCCUGAUUUUAGAGUUCUGGUCAGAAAAAGUAGAAAGCAGGCAGAGCAAUACCACAGGCUGUACAAGGAACCGAUUCCGGUCACGCAACUUGUGAGGGAAACAGCAGCUGUAAUGCAGGAGUUCACCCAAUCUGGUGGUGUAAGGCCCUUUGGAGUAUCUCUGCUGGUUGCUGGGUUUGAUGACAAUGGUCCUCAAUUGUACCAGGUGGAUCCAUCUGGCUCAUAUUUCUCUUGGAAAGCCUCUGCAAUGGGGAAGAAUGUUUCUAACGCCAAAACAUUCCUAGAAAAAAGGUAUACCGAUGAUAUGGAGCUUGAUGAUGCCGUCCACACUGCUAUCUUAACCUUAAAAGAGGGAUUUGAAGGUCAGAUCUCAGGCAAAAACAUUGAAAUUGGAAUAAUUGGCACAGAUAAGAAAUUCAGAGUACUAACCCCUGCUGAGAUUGAUGAUUACUUGGCUGAAGUAGAGUAAGCAAUAUGUUUGUCUGCAAAGGAAAUUUCUUUUAAAGACAAACUGUGACUGUUUGAUUUUGAAGUGAAGUAGCAGCCUGUGAACUUUGAUGACGCCUGGCACUGCCAUUGCCAAAAUUAUGAAGAAAAUUUGUUGGCUCCUUCUAUGGACAUUUUAGGUUGCGCAAUACAUCCACCAUUGUAUGUUAGUUAAAAGAAUUAUGCAUGCUUGGAUUUGAAACGCUGUGGAGAAGUUUUCUUGUUUUAUAAUUAUAAAAUUGUUGGAAUUUCUACAUUGAUUUGUGCUCCUCCAA
Messenger RNA from Benincasa hispida (wax gourd), 1168 nucleotides. Its product is annotated as proteasome subunit alpha type-2-A. Lineage: Eukaryota; Viridiplantae; Streptophyta; Magnoliopsida; Cucurbitales; Cucurbitaceae. Gene Ontology annotation, biological process: ubiquitin-dependent protein catabolic process. Gene Ontology annotation, cellular component: proteasome core complex; proteasome core complex, alpha-subunit complex. The record is from RefSeq and is a predicted model, not a curated record.